CACUGACACUUGUGCCAACAGUUAAACAUAUAUUACAAAGAUGAAGCUGCCGAUGGCACGUCUUCUGCCAGGCACGCUUUCCACUUGUCGAGGGGCAGCUCCAGAACGGGUCGGUACCUGGCAUGUGGAAUGCUGGGGACCCUAACUCUGCCUGCGCAGUGCGUCAUUCCUCACCAAAAAUAAUAAUAAUUCACGACCGCGACAAAACCACGCCAAGGCACGCGACACCCGUUCAACGCGCACAAUCCAAUGUCGGCGACAGAAGCGACCAACGACAUGUUCGCGCCGCCCGUGAACCGCGCCAUGAAGGUGCUGGAUCGCAGCUUCUUCCAAAAGACCAUCCCCACCUCGGCUGCCCGCAUCUUCAACCCCAAAGACAUAUCGCGAUGCCGCAAGGAACUCACCGCCAGCAAGGACACGCUCCCAAACAAUCGGGUGGACCCUAUAAGAGCUGACCCCGAUCCGGAAAGAGCGACCAAAGGAACAAAAUGCCUGCUUCUGCGACCAGAAAUUGUCCAUGGUGAUCGGACGACAUGGUCCCCUAAGCUACAGAGCCUUGAGCAAGACGGUACACUGGGCGUGAUACCCUACCAGCUGCAGCUCGAUUACGACUACUUCACUUACUCGGAGAUAACGAGUGCCAUCAUUCCCCCGCCCGAAUCCGUACACGACGACGAGAUACCCCAGGGCUUUGCCCUCGCUGGUCAUGUCGCCCACCUGAACCUCCGCGAACGAUACUGGCCCUACAAACACCUCAUCGGGACUGUCCUUGUGGACAAGAACCCCAUGGUCAAGACUGUCAUCAACAAGCUUGAUAACGUAGGCACCGAGAAUGCCUUCCGCACCUUCCAGUACGAAGUGCUCCACGGACCAGAUGACAUGAACGUCGAACUGCGCGAGCAAGGCUGUACUUUCAAAUUCGACUUUGCAAAAGUGUACUGGAACACACGUCUACACACCGAGCACGAGCGCCUCUGCAACAUGUUCCGUGAAGGCGAGGCAGUGUGCGACGUCAUGGCCGGCGUGGGACCCUUUGCCAUACCAGCUGGAAAGAAGAAGUGUUUCGUCUGGGCCAAUGACCUGAACCCCGAAUCCUACAACUCGCUCGUCGGAAACAUCAAGAUCAACAAAGUAGGUGACUUUGUCCGUUCCUUCAACACCGAUGGUGGAGCUUUCAUUCGUCAAGCAUCGGCCGAUCUGUUGACCAGCGACGAGCAUUCCGUCGCCAUCUAUCCCAAGACAAAAUUCUCUCGCAGCAAACCAGAAGAGAAUAAACAACCAGAGCCCCUCAAGACGCUUGUUCAGCCACGCUUCUUCUCACACUACGUCAUGAACCUGCCCGCCUCUGCCAUCACUUUCCUCCCCUCCUUCAUCGGUCUCUACGCCAACGUCCCUGGCCACUCCGCUGCUGAUAUCAAGAAACUCCUCGCACCGCACACUUCCCAGAAGCUGCCCAUGAUCCACGUACACUGCUUCUCUACAAAGAGCGACGACAACGUAGAGGAGAUCAAGGGUAUCUGCGACGAGGUUAGCAGGCAGUUGUGUACAACCAUCACACCGGAUAUGGAGGAUGUGUAUAUACAUGAUGUAAGGGACGUAGCGCCUAAGAAGAGGAUGUUUUGUGCAAGUUUUAGAUUGCCCGAGGAAGUUGCUUUUAGGCAAAUAUAG
Molecule: messenger RNA, 1668 nt
Organism: Alternaria alternata
Lineage: Eukaryota; Fungi; Ascomycota; Dothideomycetes; Pleosporales; Pleosporaceae
Exons: 2
Coding region: 250-1668 (472 amino acids)
Biological process (GO): tRNA N1-guanine methylation; mitochondrial tRNA methylation
Cellular component (GO): cytoplasm; mitochondrial matrix
Source: RefSeq, a predicted model, not a curated record